GUGCUGUCAAAGUAUGCUAAAAUUCCUAUUAUUACGUGAUAGUUGUGCAUUGUUGCGACAACACACAUUUUAACGAAUUUGUGCCGAAAAUCAAGCUCCCCCCGCGGAAACACUACGUUAGUUCACGUUCUUUUCAGAUCCUACAGAAAACCGACACAAAAUCAACGAUGCCAGCCGUGCCGGGAGGUGUUUACAGCCAGAACCAGCAGCCGAGCUGCUUCGACCGCAUGAAGAUGGGCUUCACGAUUGGGUUCUGCGUGGGAAUGGCUAGCGGUGCCCUGUUCGGUGGCUUUUCGGCGCUCAGAUACGGAUUGCGCGGCCGUGAGCUGAUCAACAACGUGGGCAAAGUGAUGGUGCAGGGUGGCGGCACGUUCGGCACCUUCAUGGCAAUCGGAACCGGCAUACGAUGCUAAGUUAAACACAAACACACCCAACAACAACAGGCAUCCGUGCGUAAUGUCCUUAACUGUGAGCAAAAGCAUUCAAAUCCCCUCUUCUCUAAACCUAAGAAAUGUUAAGCGAAUAAACUAGAGACAAAAACCCUA
This is a messenger RNA of Anopheles gambiae (African malaria mosquito), 545 nucleotides long. RefSeq names its product reactive oxygen species modulator 1. Lineage: Eukaryota; Metazoa; Arthropoda; Insecta; Diptera; Culicidae. Gene Ontology annotation, cellular component: TIM23 mitochondrial import inner membrane translocase complex. The coding region runs from base 168 to 413 and encodes 81 amino acids. The transcript is spliced from 2 exons. Gene Ontology annotation, biological process: protein import into mitochondrial matrix; protein insertion into mitochondrial inner membrane. The record is from RefSeq and is a predicted model, not a curated record.